Molecule: messenger RNA, 1311 nt
Organism: Salvelinus sp. IW2-2015
Lineage: Eukaryota; Metazoa; Chordata; Actinopteri; Salmoniformes; Salmonidae
Product: CCN family member 2-like
Biological process (GO): cell adhesion; signal transduction
Cellular component (GO): extracellular region; extracellular matrix
Molecular function (GO): heparin binding; integrin binding
Source: RefSeq, a predicted model, not a curated record
UCCUGGGCUCCGGCCCGCCUCGCGGACUAUUUAAAGAUUCUCCUCUCCGUACCUCAGUCCUCGAGCCCUGCAGCGAGUCAACACAACCGAAUGACUGUAGAGCGCGAGAAAAGGGAAACUCCUGUCUGUCKGAACGAAAACAAACGGGUUGUAGUGUGCACGCUGUUAAAAUAAACUAGCAACAAUGUCUGGGGAAAUUAUCACCAGAAUUUUCCUUUUUCUACUCAUCGUCUGUUCGACAAUGGCCCAGGACUGUUCYGAUCCCUGUGACUGCCCGUCGGACCCCCCUCCAUGCCCGUUUGGUACCAGCCUGGUUCUGGAUGGCUGUGGUUGCUGUAAGGUGUGUGCCAGGCAAGCCGGCGAGCCCUGUACCUUCCUGGAGCCGUGUGACCACCAUAAGGGGCUUUACUGUGAUUAUGCMRUGCUGAGUGACACUGAGCACGGCAUCUGCAUGGCAUUCUUCUUGCUUCCACAGAGGGGGAAGAAGUGUGUACGGACCCCCAAGUCCCUGCGCGGCAUGCGUUUCCAGCUGUCAGGCUGCAGCAGCAGCAGGAUCUACAAGCCCAAGUUCUGUGGUGUGUGUACGGACGGGCGCUGCUGCACCCCUCACACCACCGUCACCGCCGAGGUGGAGUUCCACUGUCCCGAGGGAGACACYUUCAGACGCAAGAUGAUGUUCAUCAAGACGUGCUCCUGUCACCACGACUGUCCACGAGACAAUGACAUCUUCCUGGCCUCGCACACACGCAGAAUGAUUGGGGACUAUGACAACGAUAUGUAAACAUCAUGGCUGCCAAUCAAACUGACAAGCACAUAAACACAUCAGCCCAUAUACACACACACACAUACACACACUGAUAAAACUACUUCACAUCGCUCUCACACACACAUAGGCAGCUUUUUGAAUUCCUGGACCCUUGUCUCUACCUUACUACCCAUAGACAUGUCUACCUAGUAGUGAGACUGAAAACAAGUAUGUGAGUUCAAGCAUGAGAUUGACUCUUUAGGUUUUUCUUUUGCUACUUUUUUUUUUAUUGUUGUUUUGUUUGGGUUUUUAACGCGCAGCUCUAAAGUCACCUGGCUCUUUGACUCGUCUGCCUGUAUGUCUACAGAGAUACUAUAGGGUGGAUCUGACGCACUGAGGAAUCAAUGGUAGAGAGACGUAGCACAUCACUUAGGAAGGUAUAUAGUUAUAUUCACUGCUAAAGGGUUAUAGGAGCAUGACAUGGUAGUGUACAGAUGAGCAGUAGGUACUUACUCAACCAAACGUCACAUUUUGACAUAAAAUGUUAGAAUAUGACAUUUAAAAAA